This is a messenger RNA of Parnassius mnemosyne (clouded apollo), 1731 nucleotides long. Lineage: Eukaryota; Metazoa; Arthropoda; Insecta; Lepidoptera; Papilionidae. The record is from the annotation of a GenBank genome assembly.
AUGGCGGACAGUGUCAUAGUGAGAUAUUUGUUCACAUUUUUAUUAAUUAACGCGUGCUAUGCAGGAUUGCCAGGUUUGGACAACUUGGAUCAAGAUGGCUCUCCAAGCACCCAGUCUGAUAAUCAUCUUAGAGAUGACCCUUUCUCCAUUGAAAAGAUGAUGGUACAGCAUCCAAGAUAUAAAUGCCACCAAUGUGAGCCGCCUGACUGCGGUUCGGAGGGUGAUUCUAUCGGCGUGUGUGGUGACGCCCUCUACUGCUACAAAUCAUCGGUGAGGGCCUCCGAUGGGACCUUGAGACAUUCGCGAGGGUGCUCCACGCGGAGAGAUCAUGCGCAGUUUACAUGUCGGACCAAUCAACCUCCUUUGGGACUCCGCAAACGCCACGCGGGUCAGUUGAACAUUACAUGCUGCCAAGGUGAUAUGUGCAAUGAUGGCAGCUUCCCAGAUUUGCCCCCAGCGGCAGACACUGCAAUAGAGCCCCUGCCCUCCAACACGUGGAAACUGUGGGCCAGUGUAAUAGCCUCAGUGUUUAUUGUCAGUGCUAUAGGAGCGAUGGCCAUAUUUGUUCUGCGUAGGAGUCACAGGCUGCGGGUAUCCAGGGCAGCCCUUCAUAAAUUGGGACCUGACUCCAACUACUUCUCUAGCAACAUAUACGGCCCUCAUGUGACAAGUGCUUGCUAUGAAGGUCUUGAGGGCUCUCAAAACGGAGGAGGGCUGAAAGCGGUCGCGGCUGGCGAUUCCACUCUGAGGGAGUAUCUAGAAUGUUCUGUGACCAGCGGAUCAGGCUCCGGUCUGCCUCUGAUGGUUCAGCGUACAUUGGCUAAGCAGGUCACGCUUAUUGAAUGUGUUGGCAAGGGUCGUUACGGUGAAGUAUGGCGUGGCUCUUGGUGUGCGGACAGCGUAGCGGUGAAGAUAUUCUUCUCCAGGGACGAGGCCUCCUGGAGAAGGGAGACGGAGGUGUACAGCACCGUGCUGCUGCGACACGACAACAUCCUCGCAUACAUCGGCAGCGAUAUGACCAGCCGGAACAGUUGUACGCAGUUGUGGCUGAUAACCCACUUUCACCCGCUGGGCUCGCUGUACGAGCAUCUCAACAGGACCACGCUGACCAGGCAUCAGAUGAUGGUGAUCUGUCUCUCAACGGUUAAUGGGCUACUGCAUCUACAUACGGACAUACAUGGCACGCAGGGUAAGCCAGCGAUAGCCCACCGAGACAUAAAAAGCAAAAACAUCCUGGUGAAAGUGAAUGGAGAGUGUUGUAUAGCGGACUUCGGGCUCGCAGUGACCAGGCAACACGUCCAAGAUCAACAGCUACACAACCCGAGACAGGGCACCAAACGGUACAUGAGCCCCGAGAUGCUGGAGCAAACCAUGAACCUGCAGUGUUUCGACGCGUACCGCAAGUGCGACCUGUACGCACUUGCGUUAGUCCUGUGGGAGGUGUGCCGGGCUGCGAAUGGCCGGGAAUAUCGUCCUCCGUUCCACGAGCUGGUCCCGCAGGAUCCCAGCUUCGACGACAUGCGGAAGGUGGUCUGCAUUGACGGGGCAAGGCCAGCCCCACCCACAGAUACCCAUCCAACAAUGGUUGGUAUGGCAAACUUGAUGAGGGAAUGCUGGCACCAAAACCCAUCUGUAAGGCUUCCAGCUCUCCGAAUAAAGAAAACGCUGUUAAAGCUUGCUACAAAUGACAACUCCAUACACCUCAACGAAGACAAUGAAGUGUCCGUUUAA